Molecule: messenger RNA, 1881 nt
Organism: Oncorhynchus nerka (sockeye salmon)
Lineage: Eukaryota; Metazoa; Chordata; Actinopteri; Salmoniformes; Salmonidae
Product: potassium voltage-gated channel subfamily G member 4-like
Exons: 1
Coding region: 136-987 (283 amino acids)
Biological process (GO): potassium ion transmembrane transport
Cellular component (GO): membrane; voltage-gated potassium channel complex
Molecular function (GO): delayed rectifier potassium channel activity
Source: RefSeq, a predicted model, not a curated record
UUCUCUCUCUCUUCAACACUCUCUACCUACUCCUCUUUCUGUUUGUCCAAAUCCCCCCCCCUCUCUCCCCAAUCUCUUAAUCUCUCUCUCUGUCUAUCUGUGCCACAGGGUGAGUGUUCUCAGAAGUGUCGCCAUAUGUUCAUCGUGGAGACGGUGUGCGUGGCCUGGUUCUCCCUGGAGUGGAUCCUGCGCUUCAUUCAGGCUCGCAGCAAGCUGGAGUUCAUCCGAGGGCCCCUCAACGUCAUCGAUGCCAUGGCCAUCCUGCCCUACUAUGUGUCUCUGGUGGUGGAUGAGGAUGAUCCGGCCCUGGACCAUGAGAAGGCCGGGGGGACCAGCUACCUGGACAAGCUGGGCCUGGUGCUCCGGAUCCUGAGGGCCCUGAGGAUCCUGUAUGUGAUGAGGCUGGCCCGUCACUCUCUGGGCCUGCAGACCCUGGGCCUGACGGUGAGGAAGAGCACCAGAGAGUUUGGCCUUCUGCUGCUCUUCCUGUGUGUGGCCGUCACCCUCUUCUCCCCGCUGGUUCACCUGGCCGAGAGCGAGCUCACCGGAGCCCAGGACUUCAGCAGCAUACCCGCCUCUUAUUGGUGGGCCAUUAUCUCCAUGACGACAGUGGGCUACGGCGACAUGGUGCCACGCAGCAUCCCUGGCCAGGUGGUUGCGCUGAGCAGCAUUCUGAGUGGCAUCCUCAUCAUGGCCUUUCCAGCCACCUCCAUCUUCCACAUGUUCUCUAAGAGCUACCAGGAGCUCAAGCAGGAGCACAACCGCCUGUUCAAAGAGGAGUGUGCGGCUGCAGCGGCCCUGGCGGCAACCAGCAGGGAAGGUCAGGAGGGGAGCGAGGACUUCCCUCCCCCAGGGCUGCGCCACAUGUGCCCAGACACGGAGAGCACUCGCUCUCUGGAGUCCCUGUCCCUUCUUGAGAACGGCGGUGUGAUCUCAGGGAAUAACCAGCAUAGCCACAGCCCCAGGCUGCCAGCUGGAGCCUUCUAGACAGACAGACAGGCCUCACCUGCCCUGGCCCACAGACCUCACAGCACACUAGGAACAGGGAGGCCUCAGCAGGCUUACUAAUCACAGACUUAAUAGAAGAUGCAGUAAAAGAUCCAAUCCAAAGUAAUUUUUUCCAUGGCUGUCUUUAUCUCUGAAAAUAUUGCGUAGCUCACCCACAACAUAAUUGUUUUAAUUUUAGUCUCAAUCUCUAUCUGAGAUCAGAAUGUGCAGACCUGGGCCAAUGGAAGCCAUAGCCAUCUGUCUACACUAGACCCAUCUGUACUGAGCUCAACUCUGCUGAUUUUAUUUCUGAGAGGCUUUGAAAGCUGUACUUAAAAAAAAUCUCAGAUGGAUGCUUCUGACUAUCCCAUGCUGAAUAAACCCUCUCUCUUUCUCCCUUUGCAACAAAUGCAAAGAUACACACAGACUAACACUGGAUUUGGCUGCUUGAGUGUCUGGAGUCAUGGACAUGGAGUUAUUUGCCACUCCACCACAUAUUCCGUCGUGACCGGCAGGAAGAGGAUAUUGGAUGAGCAGUGAUCAUAGUCCUUUUAUAAUCUACAGGAGACAGAGAGCCAUCGGCAUAGAAUUAACUUUGUUAGGCUCCAAAUAAAAACACAAGUCAUCUCAACUACGCAGUUGUCGUAGUUUUUUGUCUUUCUGGGAAGAUAUAUCCUAUCUUAUUCCCUGAAAAGAUCAAUCAGAGAGGGUAUGUGCCGGGGUGAAACAUUAGUCCUUGUAAGUGAGAUAAAGCUGCCAAGACACAGCAUCACAUGAUGCAAAAUGCAUCAAUACCAGCUGUAUUUCUGUGUUUUGAAAGUUAUAUAUCGUGAAAACUUGAUUGCUGACAUGCAAAACAUUUUGGGACUAUAUCAACAAUGGACUAAUGAAAUA